Drosophila ficusphila is the source of this 1241-nucleotide messenger RNA. RefSeq names its product myb-like protein L. The transcript has 2 exons. Lineage: Eukaryota; Metazoa; Arthropoda; Insecta; Diptera; Drosophilidae. The coding region runs from base 69 to 356 and encodes 95 amino acids. The record is from RefSeq and is a predicted model, not a curated record.
CUUAUGCAGCUUGACAAUUACAGGAAAAAUAUAAAAUCAGUGAGAACAUUUUGAUAAAACUCAGGCACAUGUUAACUAAGAUUUCUCGAGAAACUUUUUCUAAAUUGUUCACAAAACUCUUAAAAAAACGUUCUGAGAAAAAAAAUUUAAAAAGUCAAGAGCGUGCGCUCAUCUCUGGCAAACUAAACCGAGCUGAGGAACCGAAGGUGUGUCAUCAGAGGCGGGGGAAAAGCAACAACUACAUCAGCAACAACUACAGUAUCAGCCCCAACAACAACAACAACAGCAGCAACAACCACAACGAGUACAAGAACAGCAGUGGGAAGCGCGUUAAGGCCGCGGCCAGAUUAACUUGACUCUUCUGAAUUAAUUUUUAUCAACUCGCCCCUUAUUUCGAAGCACACGUUUGUCGGUCGCUGUACAUCAUUUUCAUCGUAAAUAGUGAAGGUGUACACCACUUUAAAGCGCCCACGAAGGGGUACGGGAACACGUACGUUUUCCAGACGCAAGUUCAUCACGAAAGGUUUUAAAAUCACUGUGGUCUGAAAUAAAACCAAACUCAAGAAAGACAAUCUUGCCCAAGGACUAUGCAUACCUACAUUCCUCGUUAUGAUGCACUUUUCCUGUAUCUCCUCGCGGUUCACCACGUUUUUAAACCAAUAUUGAUAGUAGUAUUGCGACUCACUGAAUAAUACACUGCAAAGGUCAGGUGUCAUCAUACUAUAAAGGGUCGGAUCCCAGCUGCCCCGGUUGUAUUGCAUUACUUGGAACCUUGCCUGAAAUGUGUUCAAUACGUUACUAUUCUUCGAGGAUCUUAAUUUCCAGCAAGUCUACGGUAAUGCGGUCAGUGCGUGAAUAAUUCAAUGUAGCGGUGAAAUUUCCUGAAACAUGAACGCCAUCUUCUUCCGGCUCGAACACCAAGUUAUCCAUGUCGAAGACACCGCGGAUACCGAUCGAACCGGGAGGCUUAACCUCACACUCCGUAAAGAUGUCCGAAUCCUCCAGAACAAAGUUGUAUUUUGAGGCCCAAGUGCAGGACCUUCCGGCGAACAGAAUUAGUACUGCGAUAGCGAACAUUUUCACUUGUAAACAGAUCCGAGAAUCGACCCUUUAUAUCCCAAUGGGCGACGUUUUUAUAUGAUCGCUAAUAAUAGGUUAACCGAAAUGGAACACAACAAGUGUUAAAGAUCUUUAGUUCCUCCACAUUUAUAAUUAUAAUGUGCUCAGCAUUUUGAAAAUAA